Messenger RNA from Ananas comosus (pineapple), 1766 nucleotides. Its product is annotated as enolase. The record is from RefSeq and is a predicted model, not a curated record. The transcript has 17 exons. Gene Ontology annotation, biological process: glycolytic process. NCBI's taxonomy places the organism in Eukaryota, Viridiplantae, Streptophyta, Magnoliopsida, Poales, Bromeliaceae. Bases 108 to 1445 code for a protein of 445 amino acids. Gene Ontology annotation, molecular function: phosphopyruvate hydratase activity; magnesium ion binding. Gene Ontology annotation, cellular component: phosphopyruvate hydratase complex.
CAACAACACUCGACAUAGACGAGGGUUUCUCCACCCACCAUUCGAAAUCUCUGGACUCUGGAGAGCGACUCCGAUCGACUCGAUCCUCUCACUCCCCCUCCUCGUCAAUGGCGACGAUCAAAUGCAUCAAGGCGCGUCAAAUCUUCGACAGCCGCGGCAAUCCAACCGUCGAGGUGGAUGUUUGUCUUAGUGAUGGAGCCAAGGCUAGGGCUGCAGUCCCUAGUGGCGCGUCUACAGGUAUUUAUGAAGCUUUGGAGUUGAGAGAUGGUGGAUCUGAUUAUCUUGGAAAAGGUGUCCUCAAGGCUGUUGAGAAUGUGAAUGCCAUCAUCGGACCAGCAUUAAUUGGGAAGGAUCCCACUGAGCAGACACAGAUUGAUAAUUUCAUGGUUCAGCAGCUUGAUGGAACCUCUAAUGAAUGGGGUUGGUGCAAACAAAAGCUUGGUGCGAAUGCUAUUCUGGCUGUAUCACUUGCUGUGUGCAAAGCUGGAGCUAUGGUGAAGAAGAUUCCCCUCUAUCAGCACAUUGCCAAUCUUGCUGGAAACAAGAACAUAGUUUUGCCAGUACCUGCAUUUAAUGUCAUCAAUGGAGGAUCACAUGCUGGAAACAAGCUGGCUAUGCAGGAAUUCAUGAUCCUUCCUGUUGGAGCCUCCACGUUCAAGGAAGCCAUGAAGAUGGGUGUAGAAGUGUACCAUCAUUUGAAGGCUGUUAUUAAGAAGAAGUAUGGGCGAGAUGCUACUAAUGUUGGUGACGAAGGUGGUUUUGCUCCUAACAUUCAGGAGAACAAGGAGGGCCUUGAGCUUUUGAAGACGGCUAUAGCGAAAGCAGGAUAUACGGGCAAAGUUGUUAUUGGGAUGGAUGUUGCUGCUUCAGAGUUUUACAAUGAGAAGGACAAGACCUAUGAUCUGAACUUCAAGGAGGAGAACAAUGAUGGCUCCCAGAAAAUAUCUGGAGAUAGUUUGAAAAAUGUAUACAAAUCCUUUGUUUCUGAGUAUCCCAUUGUGUCGAUAGAAGACCCCUUUGAUCAAGAUGACUGGACCCACUACGCAAAGUUGACUGAAGAGAUUGGCGAGCAGGUGCAGAUCGUUGGAGAUGAUCUUCUUGUCACCAACCCAACGCGUGUUGCUAAGGCAAUAAAGGAAAAGACAUGUAAUGCCCUCCUAUUAAAGGUUAAUCAAAUUGGGUCUGUAACGGAGAGUAUUGAAGCUGUGAAAAUGUCUAAGCGUGCGGGCUGGGGUGUCAUGGCAAGUCACCGAAGCGGUGAAACCGAGGAUACAUUCAUUGCCGACCUCUCGGUUGGUUUGGCCACUGGCCAGAUCAAAACUGGAGCUCCUUGCCGCUCUGAACGCCUUGCAAAAUAUAACCAGCUUCUGAGGAUCGAGGAGGAACUUGGUGCUGCAGCUGUCUAUGCGGGAGCGAAGUUCCGUGCACCUGUAGAGCCUUAUUAAGAGGGGAGUCGACAUUCUCUCAUCAACGGCAUUAUGUUUUGGCAAUGCGUCUUCGUUUUGUUGAGAAUUGAGAGAUUUAGUCACUAAAUAGUUAGUGCCCAAUAAAUUUUGCUUCUUGAGUACCGCCAGUUCUAUCUGUGCGGCAGCAUAAGAGUGAAGUUAACUUACUCUUCCUCAGUUUAUUACACUUUUAAGUUUAACCGAUCUGAAGAGACUUCAGGCUUCUUGAAAUGAAGUUUUUGGCUACAAAACAAUAUUUGGUUUCUUUGAAACUGUUGCUCUUUGCUGUAAUUCCAUUUUAUUAUGCAUUUUUAUGCCUCA